Molecule: messenger RNA, 1638 nt
Organism: Rosa rugosa (rugosa rose)
Lineage: Eukaryota; Viridiplantae; Streptophyta; Magnoliopsida; Rosales; Rosaceae
Product: serine/arginine-rich splicing factor RS31-like
Exons: 6
Coding region: 693-1403 (236 amino acids)
Biological process (GO): mRNA splicing, via spliceosome
Cellular component (GO): nuclear speck
Molecular function (GO): RNA binding
Source: RefSeq, a predicted model, not a curated record
CUGUAAUUUUGGCGGUAACGUGUAGCCUCCAGAAUGAGGGCGAUUUUCGUCGGCAACUUUGAGAACGAUACUCGGCAAUCGGAUUUGGAGCGGCUGUUCUCCAAGUUCGGGAAGGUUGAUCGUGUGGACAUGAAAACUGGAACUUGUUUACUAAGGGAAAAUGAACUGAGCUUCUAUCUGGGCUCGCCAACAUCACUGCCAAAAUUUUAAUUUGGAAAGGAAACCUUCCUGGUUGCCUGGUUCUGUACCACUACAUUCUCAGAUAGCAACAUCCUGCAUUUUCUUCACUCGCUCAUCCGUCACUCACCCACUCCUCCAUCGCUUAAAGUUGCCAUUUGACAAGAAUGGUCAUAGUUGGAUCAAUCAGAUAGCAACAUCCUGCAUUUUCUUCACUCGCUCAUCCGUCACUCACACACUCCAUCAUCGCUUAAAGUUGCCAUUUGACAAGAAUGGUCAUAGUUGGAUCAGUCAUUUGUCAUGCCAUGCUUUUCACCAGUUCACCACUGUUCUAGGAGAUUAUUGAACAUGCCUUCAAUCACUGAUAAUAGGGGGAACUUUGCUUUCUGUCAUGCCUUGUCUUCCAUUACUGAAACCGUGCUCUCUGAAUGGCGAAUCAUGCUUAGCAAUGACUUCUCAGACUUGAACCUUUGGAUUUAAACAUUUAUUAUGCAACCAUCAUCAUUUAGUUCAUCAUGCAAUGCCUCAACAGUCUUAUGUGCAUCAGCCCCUCACUAGCAGGUUUUGCUUUUGUGUAUCUUGAUAAUGAUCGGGAUGCUGAAGAUGCUAUCCAUCACCUUGAUGACAGGCCAUUUGGUUAUGACAGGCGCAGAUUAUCUGUGGAAUGGGCUAGGGGUGAACGUGGUCGUGAACGUGGUCAUCAUCUUGAUGGGUCUAAAUCUGUGGCAAACCAGAGGCCCACAAAAACCUUGUUUGUCAUCAACUUUGAUCCCCUUCGCACCCGGGUUUCGGAUAUUGAAAGACACUUUGACCCCUAUGGGAAGGUUCUUAAUGUCAGAAUUCGGCGGAACUUUGCAUUUGUGCAGUUUGACACUCAGGAAGAAGCUACCAAAGCCCUUCAGGCUACGCACUUGAGCAAGAUACUAGACCGAGUGGUUUCUGUUGAGUAUGCUCUGAGAGAUGAUGAUGAGAGAGGUGAGCGACGUUAUGAUAGUCCUAGAAGAGGCGGUUAUGGAAGGCAUGUGGAUAGUCCUUAUAGGAGGUCACCAAGUCCUGUGUAUCGCAGGCGUCCAAGUCCUGAUUAUGGUCGUGCCCGCAGCCCAGCUUAUGGUAGGUACAAUGGUCCAGUGUAUGACAGGCGCAGGAGUCCUGAUUAUGGAAGAAAUGUGAGUCCGGAAUAUGGCAGAUACCGCAGUCGCUCCCCUAUUCGAAGGUCAAGAACAUGAAGCCGGACUGAUUCAGUUGCAGUAGUGGGCUCAAGAUGUUACUCUGGUGGUUUUAGUAAUAGCUUUAGGUAGAAAGAGAAUGUUAUGAUAGUACUCGAGGUUCUUCUCGAUGUAUGUUAAUUAUAUGCCUAAUGGAUUCCUUUGAUUUCUAAGUUUGCCGGUAUUAUCACAUUAGUACCUCAGCUCUACUGUUUAAAUAAAUAUAUAUAAUGGUUUGGCUAGUAUUUUCCUUUAA